Syngnathoides biaculeatus (alligator pipefish) is the source of this 1951-nucleotide messenger RNA. Its product is annotated as transmembrane protein 235-like. Bases 141 to 770 code for a protein of 209 amino acids. Lineage: Eukaryota; Metazoa; Chordata; Actinopteri; Syngnathiformes; Syngnathidae. The record is from RefSeq and is a predicted model, not a curated record. The transcript has 4 exons. Gene Ontology annotation, cellular component: apical plasma membrane.
ACUCAGAGCGGUCGAGACGGACUGACAUUAUUUGAAGGGAGGGGCGGUGUGGUGCUGAGCGUCUUGGAGCGUUUUUUUUUUCCCCUCCACCCCCCCCAAAAGAAAAUGAGCGGAUUAUUGCAAUAACUGUCAUCUGCACGAUGAGGUACGGUAUGGUGAUUCUGUCGGCCGGCUUUUCGGGUUUGCUCAGUUUUUGCUUCCUCGCCGUGUCGGUCGGAACCGAUUAUUGGUACAUUAUCGAUGUGAACAAGCCCAACUACACCGACUCCGAACAGCUGAGUUCCUACUCCGGACUGUGGAGGAUUAAUGAAGGAUCACAGCAGAGUUCCGUCAUCCCGACCUUCACUGCAAAUAUGUCUGCCCUGUCUGAGGUGGAGCGGCACCUUCUUGAGCUGCACAAGGCGGUGGUCAUCGUACUGCCACUGGGCUUGGUGCUGUUGGUGUUCGGCUGGAUUUUUGGGCUCGUCGGUUCGUUGGCCUGCAGCCCGAAACUGCUGACCGGAGCGGCGUGCUACUUUCUCGUCUGCAGCCUUCUGACUCUGACCGGGGUAAGCCUCUACAUCCAGUACUCCAACAAGGCCAUGGAGGAGUUCCGGCGGAUCGUGGCCCCGGCGGAACUGGCCUACGUGAAGGUGUCGUUCGGCUGGUCCUUCGCCAUGGCGUGGAUCUCCUUCGGUCUGGAGCUCGCCGCUGGCCUGCUCCUCCUGCUGGCCGCCAAAGUCACCCAGAUGAAAGGACGCUACGACUGCGGCGGCGCCGUCACUUUGUGAAUGUCAAAAGUCUGCGGGUAGCGCAGUUGACCUUUCGCUAAGCAUGCCCCCCUGUCCCCCCCCCCCCCCCCCAAAAAAAAAGGCAGAUUGGGCAAUCACAACACAGUUCUGAAACUUUAGCACCAUAGCGCUAGUCCGCCGUACUGCAUUCUCUUCAAUAUAUAUAUGUAUAUAGUAACCUUUUUAUGGAUUUGUUCUGUUUCCAAAAAACCCCAAACUAAUCCCGACAAAUCCAGGCACUCGAUAAAAUCACGGCAUACCCUUCAGGCCUUACACGUCUUCUACCUGAAAUGUCAUUUUUCUGAAAAUUUCAUAACGCUCCUCCGGGGGAGCACAGGCAGUGUCAGUUCCCGACGCUUGAUGCUAGCAACGGUAACUAAGAGGGGACGAGUCCUAGCGAAAGGUCAAUACCCACCUCAUUGUAUAUGAAUAUUAGACAUCAAUUUCAGUUUUCAGUGUUGUCGUAUGCAGAUGUUGUGUACGUUUAGUUCUGUUAUAGUUCCUAUUUAUGUGUACGUGUUUUCCAUUUAGUUUUGGUUUUUUUUUCAUCUGUUGUUGUAUCCAAACAUACUGUGCAUACAGUUCAAUUUUAUUGAUCGGUACACAAUCCAUUUGUAAUUAUGUCAGCAGGCAAAAACGGGAGCAGAAAUAACAACUAAUCAGUUUAGAUUUGCUGGAGCAGCGCUGCGCUUCAGUCGUAAUGUCGCCGGAGACGAGACGUGUUAUGGGUUUAUGCCAAGUCUUAACGGUAUCUACGUGUAAACGGGUUGAGGGGAGUAGUUUAGCGCGUCGCGGGAAAUCACUGCGUCAUUCUAGGGCUAACAAAGCAAAGUCGCAGGGUUUAAACUGGAAGAUCGGUGGCUGUGAAUACUGAAAAUAUUUUGCGGCAAUAAUGAAGGUCUAAGGACAGACCCCUGUGGAACAUCCGUUCGCUAUCUCCGCCAUUACUCCUCGCACGGGUCGCAGGAUGACUGCAGACCUAUCCCAGCUACCUUUGGGCAGGAGGUCGGGUAGACCCUGAACAGGUUGCCGGCCAAUCGCAAGGCACGUAGACACAAACAACCAAUCACACUCAAGUAUUCCGCCUGAUUACACCUAAGGGCAAUUUAGUCUCCAAUGAGUGCAUGUUUUUGGGAUGCCUGGAGGAAACUGGAGUGCCCGGAGAAAAAAAAACCACAAAG